Cyclospora cayetanensis is the source of this 1161-nucleotide messenger RNA. RefSeq lists its product as uncharacterized. Bases 1 to 1161 code for a protein of 386 amino acids. The record is from RefSeq and is a predicted model, not a curated record. Lineage: Eukaryota; Apicomplexa; Conoidasida; Eucoccidiorida; Eimeriidae. The transcript is spliced from 3 exons.
AUGCCGAGUGAGACUCUGCCCCCCACAAGGCGUAUACGGGAUUGUUGCCCCAAAUCAGAACCCAUGAAACGGCUCAAAGAAAAUGCUGUCAAAAGGGCGCAGAGCAUUAAAAAGAGGCGUAAAUUGGAGUUAGUGGAAGAUUUGCUGCGGCAGCACUGCGCAGGCAUGUGGAGUGACAGCGAGGAGGACACAAAAGCCAGCUGUACUUCCUUGCCAGUCCAUGUACGAGAUGACCAUGAAGAUGCUGUGAAUCAGGACGAAACAGAUGAAAGCAAUAGCACCCGUCUUCCCUUCCCAUCUCAACCUCAAAAGAGGAAAGGUAUUGAUGUAGGGAAUCCAAGGAAGCUCACUGCAGCCGCAGCUACAUCAGCCUCUCCUGAAGAUGUAACUAGACCCGAGCUGCAGCGCCGAAAGCACCAAGGUGCUAAUGCUGACAAUGCAAAUGUAAAACCAUUUUGUUGCGAUCGCGAACGCGAACAGCAGGGCUUCCGGGCUGACAUCCGGCCCUUGGAGCGCCAAGUAAAAGGACGUGAGGAAUGGGUAAGUAUGCGUAAGGGUUCACUAGCACGAAGCCGAGCAGCAAAGAGGGCCGAGAAUUCAGUUCCAGCUCAUAUUGUAUGCGCGGAACAGGGAGGUGCCAGUCACUCACGGUCCCUUCACCUGCUAAGAAAGCUAGGAGGUCUUUCCCCCAGCGGCGAAUCGAAAGAAGCUACUGACACAGCCCGUGGAAUGGACUCAAAGGGACAUUCAAAUGGACCAGGGCGGGACAAGGAGUUACAAGCUGAAUUACAAAAGGAGUUUGACGCUACGGUGCAUGAUAUUCGGAAUCUGGUCUACCCUCACUUGGGCCGUUUCCAACGGCGCCAAUUCGUCGCAGCAUCACUACGAGCCCUCGGCAUAGCUCCUAACAAGACGCAGAAAAUGCCUCUCCCCGAGCUCCGGUCUCGCAAGAAGGCAACAACAGCUGCCCUCAGGGCAAGAUGGGCUGAGGCGAAGGUCCUCGGUGUGAGAAGCCACAUAGACGACCAGGGAUCAUUGCAGCAAGCCUCGCGGAAUCGUUCAAAACUAUCGGCCCAAGUAACACGAAGAAAGCAUCUUCGAGAAAUUUUCAAGCACGCAGGAAAGCACAGAUCCAGGGGAGUACGUACAAGUACAGGGUGA